This is a messenger RNA of Trichoderma gamsii, 564 nucleotides long. RefSeq lists its product as hypothetical. NCBI's taxonomy places the organism in Eukaryota, Fungi, Ascomycota, Sordariomycetes, Hypocreales, Hypocreaceae. The record is from RefSeq and is a predicted model, not a curated record. Gene Ontology annotation, biological process: protein acetylation. The coding region runs from base 1 to 564 and encodes 187 amino acids. Gene Ontology annotation, molecular function: N-acetyltransferase activity. The transcript is spliced from 2 exons.
AUGCCUCUGCCCGCGUCAGUCCGAUAUGCUCGUCUUGAAGAUGUUUCCCUUCUUUUACAAUUUAUCCAGUCUGCAGCAGAAGAGCAAGCUCCCGGGACUAAGAUAGCCGCAACCGAAGAUAGUCUCGCCAAGACGCUGCACUUUGGGCCGCCUUCAGAUCCAUUGACACAAACAACAGGCCGAUUUGCAUGGGCGCUGCUCAUCUUUUCUCCGGACCAGCAACCUGCUGGGUUGCUGAUUUAUUUCUAUAACUAUUCGACCUGGACGGCUGCUCCCGGUGUGUGUCUGGAAGAGCUAUAUGUUGUGCCUGAAUAUCGGCGCCAUGGAUAUGCGCAGAUACUAAUUGAAACAAUGGCAUCUGCGGCGGAAGCAGCAGGAUGUGUAAAAAUGGACUGGGUUUGCCUUUUGAACAAUGAGAAAGCACUGAGAUUCUAUGAGAAACUUGGGGCAAAGCGAAUGAAUGACUGGACUGUUCUAAAAGUUGAUAAAACCUGUAUACAAGAGCUAGCCGCUAGAGCGAAGCAAUCUGGCGCAUGUCCUGAGCUUCACCGUGCAGACAUCUGA